AUGGCUGCACAUGAAGAAUUUAUUAGGAAGCAGGUGUUUGGUACUGUGUUCGAAAUUACCAACAGAUACACGGACCUGAAUCCCGUGGGUAUGGGGGCAUUUGGUCUGGUGUGCUCCGCCACCGAUACGUUGGCCAAUCAGUCCGUGGCGAUCAAAAAGAUCAUGAAACCAUUUUCCACAGCCGUUUUAGCAAAGAGAACGUAUAGAGAGCUGAAGCUUUUAAAACAUUUGAGACAUGAAAAUUUGAUCUGUUUGCAGGACAUUUUCCUGUCGCCCCUGGAAGAUAUUUAUUUCGUCACGGAGCUACAAGGUACAGAUCUCCACCGACUUUUACAGACAAGACCGCUGGAGAAGCAGUUCAUUCAAUAUUUCCUUUACCAAAUCUUGAGAGGCUUGAAAUAUGUCCAUUCAGCUGGAGUUAUUCACAGGGAUUUAAAACCAAGUAAUAUUCUGAUAAACGAGAACUGUGACCUAAAAAUCUGUGAUUUUGGUUUAGCCAGAAUUCAGGAUCCGCAAAUGACCGGUUACGUAUCUACAAGGUAUUACAGGGCACCAGAAAUCAUGUUGACUUGGCAGAAAUAUGACGUUGAAGUUGAUAUUUGGUCAGCUGGUUGUAUAUUCUCUGAAAUGAUUGAAGGGAAACCUUUAUUCCCAGGUAAAGAUCAUGUUCAUCAAUUUUCGAUUAUUACCGAUCUGCUGGGUUCGCCACCAGCGGAUGUAAUAAAUACAAUUUGCUCUGAAAAUACAUUGAAAUUCGUCACCUCGUUACCUCAUAGAGAUCCCGUACCUUUUGGAGAAAGAUUCAAAACAGUUGAACCAGACGCUGUUGAUUUACUGGAAAAAAUGCUUGUAUUUGAUCCAAGAAAAAGAAUUACUGCUGCAGAAGCCUUGGUUCAUCCUUAUCUAGCUCCCUAUCAUGAUCCAACCGAUGAACCGGUUGCAGAUGCAAAGUUUGAUUGGAAUUUUAAUGACGCUGAUUUACCCGUUGACACAUGGCGUGUAAUGAUGUACUCUGAAAUUUUAGAUUUUCAUAAGAUUGGUGGAUCAGAUGGUCAAAUUGAUACUUCCGCUACUUUUGAUGAUCAAGUCGCCGCUGCAACUGCUGCUGCUGCUCAUGCUGCAGCAUUAGCUCAACAGCAUGCAGCUAAUGACCGAAAUGAUAUAAGUUCUCAAGGAAAGUCAAAUAAUCAGUCUUCUCUUUCUGCCGCUAAUGAUGCUAUUGCAAGUUAUGGUAACCAAGCAGUUCAUUAUGCAAAUGAAUUUAGACAAUAA
Zygotorulaspora mrakii is the source of this 1272-nucleotide messenger RNA. It is a transcript of the gene HOG1, whose product is annotated as mitogen-activated protein kinase HOG1. NCBI's taxonomy places the organism in Eukaryota, Fungi, Ascomycota, Saccharomycetes, Saccharomycetales, Saccharomycetaceae. Gene Ontology annotation, molecular function: ATP binding; MAP kinase activity. The coding region runs from base 1 to 1272 and encodes 423 amino acids. Gene Ontology annotation, biological process: protein phosphorylation; stress-activated MAPK cascade; osmosensory signaling pathway. Gene Ontology annotation, cellular component: cytoplasm; nucleus. The record is from RefSeq and is a predicted model, not a curated record. The transcript has a single exon.